AUCGAAAUGUCUUCCGGUUUCUCCCAGUAUGUCGGGAUGUGGCGGAGGAGCUGAAACAGCGCAGCUAGUGGUGUCCUUUCGGACGACUUGGCCGCUGACAGAAUGAGAUAAGAUGGAUAAAGAGACGGCGGCGGAUUGCUGUGCGGCUGAAGACGAUGAAUAUCCGGACUCGGAGGUUUUUUGUCUGAUGAGAGUCGGGAGGAACUCAGACUGGCUUCGCUUGUUCGAAAACACAGAGAUCACCAUUGGACGUGGUGUGGAUGUAACCUACCAACUACUGUCUCCCACCUGUCCCCUAAUGAUCUCCAGACUGCACUGCACUUUCAGGCAAAGUGAAGACGGCCACUGGACAGUGACAGACAAGAAGAGUCUUAAUGGUGUUUGGGUGAAUGGAACUCGUCUGCCUUCCGAUGAAGCCCAUCCGGUCAGGCUCGGAGACUCCAUACAGCUCGGAGUUCCUGUAAUUGGAAACAAAGCAGAGUUUGACUAUGUCGUCGUCCAGAAGCCCCUCAGAGACAUUAAACGCUUCCUGGCAAAGAAACUGGUAGAGCGAGUAACUUCAAAAUCUGCCCACAUAUCCAAGAAGCCCAAGAGGAAAUUGACCAUGGAAGAAGUGGAGCCAUCUACCUCGAAGCCCAAACUCUACCGCUGCUCUUCUGCAGACAAGUCCUUGGCAGUGCCCUGCCCUUUAUCUCCGCUAAAAGGUCAGCAGCGACUCAGUCACAUAAAGCCAGAGGGAACCAGACCUGGCAGAGAUGACCGUCAAGCAGAACGACCUUCAGAUGGCUCCAGUGCUACCCGUGACUUUGACAACUUGCAAAUGUACAGUCAGAACAUUCUGCUCUUAAGGGAGCAGGUGGAUAACACCCAGAGGCAGGUCGCCUCCCUGGAGGGGGAGCCCCGACAGGCUGACCCGCUCAGAGAGGAGCAGGUCAGGGAGCUGCGGGGUCAACUAGAUACACUCAGAGCUAAAAUGCACAGGAUGGAGACAUUAGAGAAGUCUUUUAGUGAGACUAAAAGGCUGCUAGAGGAGCAGAAAACGCAGCAACAAGAGGAGCUUUUAAAAAAGCAGCUUGAAGAGGCCCUGCAAGAACAAAAGAAAGUGAUAGGUGAACUUGCGCUCUCCCGACAAGGCUUUGAAGAGAUUCUCUUGGCCAAAAACAAGGAGUUGGAGGUGACAAAGGAGGAAAAGGAAAAGGCAAGAGCCCAAAAAGAGGAAGUAGUUACACAAGUGACCGAAGUGCUGGAGAAUGAGCUUCAGUGCAUCAUCUGCUCAGAGCUCUUCAUUGAGGCCGUCAUUCUGAACUGCGCUCAUAGCUUCUGCUGUUACUGCAUCAAUCAGUGGCGCAAAAAGAAAGAUGAGUGUCCCAUCUGCCGGCAGGCCAUCCAGUCUCAGACCCGCUGUCUGGCGCUGGACAACUGCAUCGACCGUAUGGUGGAAAACCUGAGCCUGGACAUGAAGGCGAGGCGGCAGACCCUCAUCUCUGAGAGGAAAGAUAAGCGAGCUGUUGACCAUGAAGUCAUCAGAUCAGCAGCUGAAUCUGCAGAGGUGAUGGUGAUCCCCGAUGAUGACAGUAGCAGCAACAGCAACAGCGACAGCAACAGUGACAGCAACAGCGAUAGCAGCAUGGUGUCCAUAGAUAGCAGCCUCAGCUCCGUGUUGUCUGUGGACACGGACAGUAGCAUCCAUUUGGAGUCCAGCUCUCCGUACAGCGGAUACUCUGAUGACAGUUCUGAUGAAGAUGAGGAUUAGCCCCUUUUUCUCCUCUGGGCUGUAAUAUGGAAUUAGACUUUUCUGCUGUUGAGUUUCGCUUUUCCAUGGAAUUUUCCCGGGACAUUUAGGAUAGAGGAUGCAAAGUUUGGUCCAGGGAGGUUUAUGUUUAGUUAUUUUUUUUGUAAAAUAAUCAUUUGUGUUGUCUUUAUUUUCAACUAAAUGAAUAAAGUUUAUUCAUAUGCAUUUCAAGUUCAAUUUGUGUUUCCUUAUAUUUCAAGUAAACCUGGGAAUUCAAACUUUUGUCAGUGGCACAGAAAUCCUGCGUGUGUUUGGUGAUACACGUUUUACUUCUUUAACAUUUACUGGCCCAGGUAACUAAAAAUUCUGCUGUGUUUUGAAAGUCGCCACCUUGGUGUUAAGUUACAUUCGCAAACAGCUUCAGAGUUCAAACAAUGUGUUUAAACAACAAAUGUUUAAAGCUGGUACCACAGCAACAUCAGUCCCUUAUGACCAGACAACUAUUGUGUUAUCAAAAGCAGAUAAAGGCAGAAAAAGGGGAUCUAGUGGCUCUUUUAUGCUUUGGAAAAGGGAUGUUUAAUUAGAUUAGAAUAGAAAUAUCCCUUAUUGUCCCUCAUUGGGGAAAUUCAGGUGGUCCAGCAGCAAAGUGAUAGGCAGAUGGAGCAUUCAGAUUAAAAAAAAAAAAAAAAAACUAUUCACAACAUAAUGACAAAAAAUACUGUGGAGUUAUUAAGUUAUUUUAAAAAAUCCAUCUUGUAUGGUCCCUCUGUGCCUGCCUGGCUUCUUUAUGGGUACUCCGGCUUCUUCCCCCUGUCCAAAGAAAUGCAUGUUAUCUUAAUUGGCUGACUGUGAAUGGUGGUCUGUCUCUCUAUGUUAGUCUCGGGAUUGGCUGACAACCUAUCAGGACCCUGCCUUUCAAGUGGGAUAGAGUCCAGCCCCCUGUGACCCUGAAUU
Messenger RNA from Haplochromis burtoni (Burton's mouthbrooder), 2686 nucleotides. It is a transcript of the gene rnf8, whose product is annotated as ring finger protein 8, E3 ubiquitin protein ligase. Gene Ontology annotation, biological process: double-strand break repair; ubiquitin-dependent protein catabolic process; protein K48-linked ubiquitination. Bases 113 to 1753 code for a protein of 546 amino acids. NCBI's taxonomy places the organism in Eukaryota, Metazoa, Chordata, Actinopteri, Cichliformes, Cichlidae. Gene Ontology annotation, molecular function: ubiquitin protein ligase activity; histone binding. The transcript has 10 exons. Gene Ontology annotation, cellular component: site of double-strand break; nucleus; ubiquitin ligase complex. The record is from RefSeq and is a predicted model, not a curated record.